CCCUUUUAUCAGUUUAUUGACAUAAAACUUUUGAAAAGUAUCUCUGAAAACACAAUACCAUUAUGGCUGCUCUCUUUCAUGGGGAAGGAAGUAGUAGCAGUGAGUUAUCCCAAGGUCAAGCCCAUUUGUACAAGCAUAUGCUUAGCUGCAUGAGUUCUAUGUCUCUGAAAUGUGCAGUUCAGCUAGGCAUACCAGACAUAAUCAACAACAAUGGCCAAGGCCAAGGCCAACCCAUUACUCUUCCUGAGUUGGUCUCUGCCCUUCAACUUCCUCCAUCCAAAACUGGCUUCGUCCACCGUCUGAUGCGCCUAUUAGUACACUCUGGCUUCUUCACAUCAAAAAAAGUUAUUUGCCAAAAUGAAGAAGAAGAAGAAGAAGAAGAAGAAGCAUAUGGUCUCACACCUUCAUCUCGAUUGCUUCUGACUAAAGGCAAUAAUGAGGUCCCAAGCUUGUCCCCCUAUGUUCUCGCAGUGCUUGAUCCAGCUUUUGUAAAUCCCUCCCAUUUUCUUGGAAGUUGGUUCCAGCAGAAAGAUGCAGCUGCAAGUACAACAACGCCAUUUCAAUUAGCUCAUGAGGGGACGAGCUUGUAUGAGUAUUGGGGCAAGAAUACUGAAUUCGGUGCGAUUUUCGAUGAAGGAAUGGCCAGUGAUGCAGGAUUGUUGAAGGUUGUUAUCAAGGAUUUCAAGCCUGUUUUUGAGGGACUAACUUCAUUGGUCGAUGUAGGCGGCGGUAAUGGAGCAUUCUGCAAGAUUCUCAUUGAAGCAUUUCCUCACCUGAAAUGCUCAGUGCUUGAGCUAUCACAUGUGGUUGCUGAUUUGCCUAAUACUGAAAACUUGAAGUUUAUUGAGGGUGACAUGUUUCAAGCAAUCCCUCAAGCUGAUGCAAUUCUACUCAAGUCUCUUCUACGUGGUUGUAGUGAUGAGGAAAGCCUGACGAUUUUGAAGAAAUGUAGAGAAGCUAUUCCAAGCAAUGGAGGAAAGGUUGUGAUUAUAGAAAUUGUAAUAGACAACACAAAAGAUGAACAUGAACUAUUGGAAGCAAAGCUCUUUUUUGAUUUAUUAAUAAUGGUCAUUCUCCCUGGGAAAGAGAGAAGCCAAAAAGAAUGGGAAAAACUCAUCUUGAAAGCUGGUUUCACUCGCUAUAAAAUUACACCCCUGUUUGGUUUAAAGUCACUAAUUGAGGUUUUUCCUUAAUUAGAAUCAAACAAAUAAAUCAGUGUGUGUUAUGCAACCCUUGAAAUAAGCAUAUGAUCCAACUAUUGUGACUAUAAUUGAGCACAAUAAAAUUGUCAAUAUGCAGAGUGUUCAUCAGCAAGGGAACCCUAGUUUUUUUUUCGAUCACUUUUUCCUGUAUUAUUUGCUUUCGUGUAAUGGAAUUGGAAACAAAAUCUUCAUGAUAUGGAGAUUUUAGUUCUUUAAGUAACUAUUAUACUUUUACCAAAAAAAAAUAAAAACUAUUAUACUUUUAGUUUUAUGGUAGAGUUGGACUUUGGAUAAAUGGAAUCAUAUCUUCAAUUUUGAUUA
This is a messenger RNA of Humulus lupulus (European hop), 1523 nucleotides long. RefSeq names its product trans-resveratrol di-O-methyltransferase-like. The transcript has 2 exons. Gene Ontology annotation, biological process: methylation. Lineage: Eukaryota; Viridiplantae; Streptophyta; Magnoliopsida; Rosales; Cannabaceae. The record is from RefSeq and is a predicted model, not a curated record. Gene Ontology annotation, molecular function: protein dimerization activity; O-methyltransferase activity; S-adenosylmethionine-dependent methyltransferase activity. Bases 63 to 1193 code for a protein of 376 amino acids.